Anneissia japonica is the source of this 942-nucleotide messenger RNA. Its product is annotated as craniofacial development protein 2-like. Gene Ontology annotation, biological process: chromatin remodeling. The record is from RefSeq and is a predicted model, not a curated record. Gene Ontology annotation, cellular component: nucleus. The transcript has a single exon. The annotation marks the transcript as partial. Lineage: Eukaryota; Metazoa; Echinodermata; Crinoidea; Comatulida; Comatulidae.
AUGGAUUGCUGUUUGGAUGUGCAAAAAGAGGCCAUCACAACCGCACCAGAAGCUUCGAUAGGCUUAGCAAGCCAGAAGUGGAUAACCAUUGCUUGUAAAUCUCAUGAACUAGCCUCGAGAGACGGAAGGACCAAACGAAGACGACCACAGAAACGAAAAUGGAAACGAAAUAAGGAUAACGGAAAUAAAGAUAUAACUUUUAGAUGUGGGACAAUUAAUAUUGCUACUUACAAAAACAAAGAAAACGAGAUACUUGAUCUGAUGGAAAGAAGAAAAAUUGACAUAAUAGGAAUCGCGGAAACAAGGCAUCGCGGUAAAGAAAAGAGCAUAGACCUCGGCGGAGGUUUUGUACUAAUGUACAGCGGGACAGAUGUAGGGAGGAGAAAUUAUGGUGUAGCCAUGAUUGUAGGACCCAGACUCUCACCACAUAUCCAAGAGGUGAGCUUAAUCAGUGAAAGACUAAUGAAAUGUAUUCUGAACAUACAAAAUAAAAAGUACCACAUAUAUCAAGUGUAUGCACCUCAGCAAGGACAUACAACUGAAGAGAAGGAAAGCUUUUAUAGGUUACUAGAGGAUUGUUAUCAUAUACAAGACUCCGAGAUAGGGCUGAUGAUGGAAGAUUUUAAUGGCAGAAUUGGAAGCGACAGAGUGGGAACUGAAAAGGUAAUGGGUCCUUUCGGUGAAGAACAUAGAAAUCCUGAGGGAGAAAGACUAAUUGACUUCUGUAUUAUGAACAAUUUAAAGAUUAUGAACGGUUUCUUCCAACACCAAAGUUCACAUAGGUAUACAAGAUAUAGAUGGAAUCAAAACUCCGCUAAGUUUGACCAGAUGUCAAUCAUUGAUUAUUUUAUUUGCUCAGACAAGCGAGAAAUAUUAAAUGUUAAAGCGUUUCCUGGAGAAACACUAGACUCUGAUCACAGAUUGUUGGUUGCGGACAUAGCU